UGUUUAUUUAUUAAUUUAUUUAGUCCUCUCCAGCAAUGGUUUGCUCAGCUCCUCUAGCUUAUUCCCAUAUUGUGACGCUUGCUCUGUCAUUAACAAAUUCGCCCAAGCAUAUUAUCCGUUGUUCAUUGCUCUGCCUUCUAAAGACGGCUUCAAACGAACUUCCAUAAACUGCAGAGACAAAGGCAGUGAGAGUUUGUUGUCUUGCUAGAGAUCGUCUCAUUAAAAAAGCAAAGUUAGCGUUGUCUGUUCUAGCAUUGGAUGUUAUUUACUUGAGGCUUUGUCGCAGAGAGCUUAAGGAGCGAAUCCAGAGACAGACUCGGGUCAUAUUCGACUCUAUGCCUGGAUCCCUAACAGCAACACAUUGUCUGCUUGCAUCACGUCACCUGACGCUGCUCCUCCCCGAUCAACACUCAUCUCCCCAACCCUGGAGAGUUACACACAAUAACACUGUCUAACUGAGCCUUUGUGUGUGUGUGUUUCUCCUUGUCUUUCAGGGAGCCACUGGGCCUAAGGGUGACAAGGGUGAACCAGGAGAGUGCAACUGUUUGAAUAAUAUGUUCUCUGGAACUGGCGGACCUGGGGUCCCAGGUGGUGAGAGCAGGUGGCAGGCAGGUCCUCAGGGGCCUCCUGGACCACCAGGCCCUCCAGGUCCCCCAGGGGCCCAAGGGUUUACAGGAAUCCAAGGUCCACAGGGUAUCCCUGGCAACGAUGGCGUACCAGGGAAACCGGGUCCACCCGGCCAAGCAGUGAGUAACCAGACAGGGGGAGGAGCUUUAUUACAGUAUAUAAACACAGAGCAAGGAGCCUGGUUGGUCGACUUCUGCGUUAGAAGGGGAGCGGGUCGGGCCUCCUUUAACGCGGUGCGGGGACACCGAGGUGAUUCACGAAGACAACAGCAACUUUUUUAUAAUACUAAAAGGACCCAGUAAGAAUGCAAGAAUCUUAUCUUGGCACUCCGUGAGGCAUCUCUGUUGUCCUUUAUGGCCGCCGAAGGUCCCAUUGCCCUUUCAGAGUUAACUCACAGACUCCGAGGCUUUGUGUAAUGGUAAACACUGCCAUUGUGUUGAGUUACGGUCAGGACGGCCAUUACUGUGAGUGAUGUUCCAUAUAGAAAGAGCCAUUAGAUCUUUGGUUGAAAGCAGUAUUUCGGCAUUAAUGGCCCUGUCUCUCCGCAUGCAUAUUUUAU
This is a messenger RNA of Cyprinus carpio (common carp), 1186 nucleotides long. RefSeq names its product collagen alpha-1(XII) chain-like. The record is from RefSeq and is a predicted model, not a curated record. The transcript is spliced from 5 exons. Lineage: Eukaryota; Metazoa; Chordata; Actinopteri; Cypriniformes; Cyprinidae. The coding region runs from base 555 to 929 and encodes 124 amino acids.